AUGUCUAAUCUCAUGAACAAACUUUCCGAUAAGCUUUCAGGCAACCACCACGACCAACAAGGUGACGAUUACGACGACUUCCAGAGUUCUGGUAGUCGCGGAGGCUCCAAUUAUGGCCAAACUGGUCAGCGUGGCGGAAGUGGUGGCUACGACCAAUAUGGUUCACAAGGUGGCCAGAGUGGCCGCGGAGGCCAACAAAAUUACGGGGAAAAUUACUCCGGUAGCGGGGGAGACAGCAACUUUUCUGACGAAUACGACAACCAAUUGAACGAGCGGGUGAGGAACAAGAUGGGUGACGAGUAUACAAACGACGAAUGGAGUGGCAACCGUCAUGCUCAAGGAUUCGACAGCAGCGGCGUGAAAACUAAGGACCAAAAGUGGUGA
Molecule: messenger RNA, 384 nt
Organism: Ogataea polymorpha
Lineage: Eukaryota; Fungi; Ascomycota; Pichiomycetes; Pichiales; Pichiaceae
Exons: 1
Coding region: 1-384 (127 amino acids)
Source: RefSeq, a predicted model, not a curated record